Messenger RNA from Poecile atricapillus (Black-capped chickadee), 1023 nucleotides. RefSeq names its product forkhead box B2 (gene FOXB2). Lineage: Eukaryota; Metazoa; Chordata; Aves; Passeriformes; Paridae. Gene Ontology annotation, molecular function: RNA polymerase II cis-regulatory region sequence-specific DNA binding; DNA-binding transcription factor activity, RNA polymerase II-specific. Gene Ontology annotation, biological process: anatomical structure morphogenesis; cell differentiation; regulation of transcription by RNA polymerase II. The record is from RefSeq and is a predicted model, not a curated record. The transcript has a single exon. Bases 1 to 1023 code for a protein of 340 amino acids.
AUGCCCAGGCCGGGGAAGAGUUCGUACAGCGACCAGAAGCCGCCCUACUCUUAUAUCUCCCUGACGGCCAUGGCCAUCCAGCACUCGGCCGAGAAGAUGCUGCCCCUGAGCGACAUCUACAAGUUCAUUAUGGAGCGGUUCCCUUACUACCGGGAGCACACCCAGCGUUGGCAGAACUCCCUCCGCCACAACCUCUCCUUCAAUGACUGUUUCAUCAAGAUCCCUCGGCGACCCGACCAGCCGGGCAAAGGCAGCUUCUGGGCGUUGCACCCCGACUGCGGGGACAUGUUUGAGAACGGCAGCUUCCUCCGCCGCCGCAAGCGCUUCAAGGUGCUGCGCCCCGAGCAUCACCUGCCCGGCGGCGGCGGCGGCGGGGCCGGCGGCGGCGGUCCCGGCAAGUCCCCGGCCCCCGCCCCUCACAUGGUGCACUACUUCCAUCCGCACCCGCCGCCGCCGCCUCCCCCGGGCAAGGUGCCGGGGCUGGCGGGCUCCGAAGCGGCUGUGGCUGCGGCCGCGGCAGCCGCCGCGGUGGGAAGGCUGCCGCAGUUCUCGCCCUACGGGAGCAGCCAGCCCUCGGGCUUCAAGCAUCCCUUCGCCAUCGAAAACAUCAUCGGCAGAGAUUACAAGGGCGUGCUGCAGGCCGGCGGGCUGCCGCUGGCCUCGGUGAUGCACCACCUGGGCUACCCGGUGCCCAGCCAGCUCAGCAGCGUGGUGAGCUCCGUGUGGCCGCACGUGGGGGUGAUGGACUCCGUGACCGGUGUACCCGUGUCCCCCGACUACGGGCCCUUCGGCAUGCCCGUGAAGGCGCUCUGCCACCCGCCGGCACAGACCAUGCCAGCCGUCCCGGUGCCCAUCAAACCGGCACCGGCGUUGCCCGCUGCCUCGGCCAUCCCGGCUCUGACGGUCGCCGCCUCUCAGAUCUGCCCCUCCGCUUCCCCGGCUGCUGCAUCACUGCUGGAACAGACCGUGAGCAACAACCCCGAGGGCAAGAGUUCCCUCCACUCAGUCCUGGUGCACUCCUAA